Messenger RNA from Homo sapiens (human), 4310 nucleotides. It is a transcript of the gene IFT81, whose product is annotated as intraflagellar transport 81. Gene Ontology annotation, cellular component: centriole; sperm midpiece; sperm principal piece. Gene Ontology annotation, molecular function: tubulin binding. Lineage: Eukaryota; Metazoa; Chordata; Mammalia; Primates; Hominidae. The transcript has 19 exons. Gene Ontology annotation, biological process: intraciliary transport; cilium assembly; spermatogenesis. The record is from RefSeq and is a predicted model, not a curated record. The coding region runs from base 1713 to 3743 and encodes 676 amino acids.
GUUGCCAAGGAGCUCGACUCUGGGAGCGGUCUAGAGCCCGGGCGCCUCCUGGGGGGUGGGGAAACGGUUUCGUGAGGAGAAUUUGAGGUAACCUCGCCAACUCGCGGUCGGAAGCUCCUCUGAACCCCGAAAUAGGAGAGAGCUCCCGUCCUCUCUCGGUCCUGAUGCAGCACCUCGCAAGUGGAAGGGGUCGUCGCGGUUAAGCCCCCGGAUAGGGGAAUCGGGCCCCUUCUGGGAUUCGAGCGGAUCCAGGCCGCUCCCUGGAGGGAUGAACUGUCGAGGGGCCCAGGGCAGCCCCCGCUAGAGGCCCGGUCGGGUGUGGGGUCCCCUGUCCCCUGUCCCGAGCCCGGGGAGGGGGACACUAUUUCUGGUACUCCCAGGAGGCUGCGGGUCGAUGCUCGUGCCAGCCUGGGACCCAGGCAGCACGGUUUCUCUCCCAAAUUGUGCCAGAGAACACGCACGUCCUGGUUUUCAUUGUUCCCCGCCUCCUGCGACUCGUUUGUGGGUGAGUGCUUGGGAAUUAGCGCGGCGACUUCGCGCUAGAAGAGGGACAGUAAUUGCUUUUGCUAAUUUUAGAGCGCAGAGCCCGCUGGGCACAGACAGCCUUCCUGUUCAGUACAUCUUUGUCCUUAUCGAGUGACCAUUUUUGCAGGCUGGUGGGCGACUUGGGGGGAACCCAACUGGUUUAUUUUGCCUUCCUGGAAACGUUGUACUAGUUUAUCCAGAUUUUUUUUUAAGGGAAAAAAGAGUAGACCUAUAGAUAAUUUCUAAAUCAUUUAAAAUGAAAUACAUAUUUCUGCACGCAAAGGUUAUGACGUGGACUUUUACUUAAAAUACUUUAAACAAUGGAAAACUUGCACUUCCAAUAUGGAUUUUAAAAAAAAACUUACGUAAAGGUUUUCCUUUUAUAGCUUAAAGGAAACCUCAGAUUUAUUAUAAGCCAUGGUGGUUAUCCUUCCUAUCCUCUUUUGACUUAUUUCUUAGCAAUAAUAAUUAUUUGUGCGUAAUUUUUCAUCAUUGUGGAGAAAUUAUCUUUUUUAUUUUAUUUUUUCUGUUGAGACGGAGUCUCUCUCUGUCCCCCAGGCUGGAGUGCAGUGGCGCGAUCUCGGCUCACUGCAACCUCCGCCUCCCGGGUUCAAGCAAUUCUCCUGCCUCAGCCUCCCAAGUAGCUGGGACUACCGGCGCCCGCCACCACACCUGGCUAAUUUUUGUAUUUUUAGUAGAGACCGGGUUUCACCAUGUUGGCCAGGCUGGCCUCGAACUCCUGACCUCAAGUGAUCUGCCUGCCUCGGCCUCCCAAAGUACUGGGAUUACAGGAGAGAACGACAGCUCCCGGCAGCAACUCAUUGCUUAAUUCAUUUUUAAUCCUUAAAGCAUUUACCUAGGUAAAGCUGUUUCAGCAGUUAAUAAAUCAGAUAUUCAGUUUUUUAAAAAGUUAUGAUCUUUCUCACUGCCAGCCUGAUUUCCUUUAGAUUUAGGCUUAUGUUGUACUUGUGCCUGUGAACAAGUUCAUUCAAUCUAGUGGAAGGAAUCACUGUUUUAGACACAAUGGAUGUUCAAAAAUGGAAUUGGACACAGAUACGGAAUUUACAGUUUAGCAGGGAAGAGAAGAUGCGUACCUAAAGAACUAGCACAAGAUCGGCCAGGCGCGGUGGCUCACGCCUGUAAUUCCAGCACUUUGGGAGGCCAAGUUAAAAUUAUAAGACCUAAUUAUGAGUGAUCAAAUUAAAUUCAUUAUGGACAGUCUCAAUAAGGAGCCCUUUAGGAAGAACUAUAAUUUAAUCACGUUUGAUUCCUUGGAGCCAAUGCAACUAUUACAAGUUCUCAGUGAUGUUCUGGCUGAGAUUGACCCAAAGCAACUUGUGGAUAUCAGAGAGGAGAUGCCAGAGCAGACAGCCAAACGAAUGUUGAGCCUUCUUGGUAUUCUUAAGUACAAACCUUCAGGAAAUGCCACAGAUAUGAGUACUUUUCGUCAGGGUUUGGUGAUUGGAAGUAAACCUGUAAUUUACCCAGUGCUCCACUGGCUUCUUCAGAGGACUAAUGAACUGAAGAAAAGAGCAUAUUUAGCUCGUUUUUUAAUAAAACUUGAGGUACCAAGUGAGUUUCUUCAGGAUGAAACUGUGGCUGACACCAAUAAACAGUAUGAAGAGUUAAUGGAAGCCUUUAAAACUUUGCAUAAAGAAUAUGAGCAGCUCAAGAUAUCUGGAUUUUCUACAGCAGAAAUAAGAAAGGAUAUCAGUGCAAUGGAAGAAGAAAAGGAUCAGCUCAUUAAGAGAGUUGAACAUUUGAAGAAAAGGGUUGAGACAGCUCAGAAUCAUCAAUGGAUGCUUAAAAUAGCAAGGCAACUUCGAGUUGAAAAAGAGAGAGAAGAAUAUCUUGCACAACAGAAACAGGAACAAAAGAAUCAGCUAUUUCAUGCAGUGCAAAGAUUGCAAAGAGUACAAAACCAGCUGAAAAGCAUGCGCCAAGCUGCAGCAGAUGCAAAGCCUGAAAGUUUAAUGAAGAGGCUAGAGGAGGAGAUAAAAUUUAAUUUAUAUAUGGUAACUGAAAAAUUUCCUAAAGAAUUAGAAAAUAAGAAAAAGGAAUUACAUUUUUUACAAAAAGUAGUUUCAGAGCCAGCUAUGGGCCAUUCUGAUCUUCUUGAACUUGAAUCUAAAAUAAAUGAAAUAAACACAGAAAUUAACCAGUUGAUUGAAAAGAAAAUGAUGAGAAAUGAGCCCAUUGAAGGCAAACUCUCACUGUAUAGGCAACAGGCAUCUAUCAUUUCCCGUAAAAAAGAAGCCAAAGCUGAGGAACUUCAGGAGGCCAAGGAGAAGUUAGCCAGCCUAGAGAGAGAAGCAUCAGUAAAGAGAAAUCAGACCCGUGAAUUUGAUGGUACUGAAGUUUUAAAGGGAGAUGAGUUCAAACGAUAUGUCAAUAAACUUCGAAGCAAGAGUACAGUUUUCAAAAAGAAGCAUCAGAUAAUAGCUGAACUUAAAGCUGAAUUCGGUCUUUUGCAGAGGACUGAAGAACUUCUUAAGCAACGUCAUGAAAAUAUUCAACAACAACUGCAAACUAUGGAGGAGAAAAAGGGUAUAUCUGGAUAUAGUUACACCCAAGAAGAGCUAGAAAGAGUAUCUGCACUGAAGAGUGAAGUUGAUGAAAUGAAAGGACGAACAUUGGAUGAUAUGUCUGAAAUGGUGAAAAAACUGUAUUCAUUGGUAUCUGAAAAGAAGUCAGCUCUUGCCUCAGUUAUAAAAGAGCUACGACAGUUGCGUCAAAAAUAUCAAGAACUGACCCAGGAGUGUGAUGAAAAGAAAUCCCAGUAUGAUAGCUGUGCAGCAGGCCUCGAAAGCAAUCGGUCCAAAUUAGAACAGGAAGUUAGAAGACUCCGUGAAGAAUGUCUUCAAGAAGAAAGUAGAUACCAUUAUACAAAUUGUAUGAUUAAGAACCUAGAAGUUCAACUUCGUCGUGCUACUGAUGAGAUGAAGGCAUAUAUCUCUUCUGAUCAACAAGAAAAAAGAAAGGCAAUUAGGGAACAGUAUACCAAAAAUACUGCUGAACAAGAAAACCUUGGAAAGAAACUUCGGGAAAAACAAAAAGUUAUACGAGAAAGUCAUGGUCCAAAUAUGAAACAAGCAAAAAUGUGGCGUGAUUUGGAACAAUUAAUGGAAUGUAAGAAACAGUGCUUUCUGAAACAACAAAGCCAAACUUCCAUUGGUCAGGUAAUUCAGGAGGGUGGGGAGGACCGGCUAAUACUGUGAAUUCUUGUGUCAUCGUUUGGGGUUUUACUUGAUACCACUAGCUAUAAGCCUAAUCUCAUAAUGUAUUUCUUUUUUGAAACUGAUUUGUAUAGCAUUUUGUUUUCAGAAGAGCCAUUCUUUAUUAAGUUUUCAUAGAAAAUAAUGUUAAGGUAGAUUUAGUUUGAAUGUUUUUUCAUAUGAAAAAGAGGCUUUUAUUCUUUUCCAUAGUUUAGACAUCACUGGCGUCUUCUGAGUUUUAUGAGACAGGAAACUAAGUUUACUAUCUGUAAAUGUAAACAUAUGUCCAUUAAGAAACAUGUAGUUUUUUUUUAGAAUGUAAUAACCCAGUGGCUUACUGUUUUUCUUAAUCUCUUUUAAAAAAACUUUAGAAGAAUCUUUUAGGAACUAAUAUCUCUUGUUCUGAAGAAACAUUUAUCUGACGUUCAGCAGUUCCUACAGUUUUACUUCAGUUUAUUUUUCUUCUGUAAAAUGCAAGAAAAUUUAAUAUUUUGACUAACAUGUCUUUUCUGUUUGUAUCAUUUAAAGGCAAAUAAACUUGGUACGUAUUUCAUAUCUAUUUAAAAAAUG